Molecule: messenger RNA, 1842 nt
Organism: Dioscorea cayenensis subsp. rotundata (Guinea yam)
Lineage: Eukaryota; Viridiplantae; Streptophyta; Magnoliopsida; Dioscoreales; Dioscoreaceae
Product: berberine bridge enzyme-like 22
Molecular function (GO): FAD binding; oxidoreductase activity
Source: RefSeq, a predicted model, not a curated record
UGAAAUAAUACACAGUUUUAUCAGUUUCUACUAUAUAUAUAUAUAAAAAACCCUUGUCAUACAAUCCAAACCACCCCGGCAAACAUGAAACAAAUGGUGCCGCCUGAAACCUUUUUCUUCUUCUUCUCUUUUCUCUUCCUCUCAUUCCAUGCAUGUUUUCCGAUAACACCUGAAACCUUACACACAUCCUUCACUCAAUGCUUCCAAAACCACUCCCACCAUCCCUCCAUUUUCAACCUCAUCAUCCCUUCAAACACAACAGCUUACACCAAUUUCUUCCACUCUUCCAUCAAGAACACCAGACUAGUCAUGACCAACACCACUCACACCACCUUCAAACCACUCUUCAUCAUUUCUCCAACACUCAAAUCCCACGUCCAAGCUUCUGUUGUUUGUGCCGCCCGGCAUGGCCUCCGGCUAAGAACAAUGAGUGGUGGCCAUGACUAUGAAGGCCUCUCCUAUAUAUCACACCAUGACCAUCCUUUCAUCAUCCUCAACCUCUCCAAACUCCGGUCUAUUCACAUCGCCGGAGACAUUGCUUGGGUGCAAGCCGGUGCAACUCUAGGCGAGCUUUACCACGAGAUAGCAAAGAAGAACAAGUCCAUGGGAUUCCCUGCAGGCCUCUGUCCAACUGUUGGAGUUGGUGGCCACUUCAGUGGAGGUGGUUUUGGCACCUUGGUGAGAAAAUAUGGUCUUGCAGCUGAUAACAUCAUUGAUGCUCAUCUUGUGGAUGUUAAUGGAAGAGUUCUCAAUAGAGAAACCAUGGGAGAAGACCUCUUCUGGGCCAUUAGAGGUGGAGGUGGAGCAAGCUUUGGUGUCAUCCUCGCUUACAAGAUCAAGUUGGUGGAGGUCCCUCCUAAGGUCACAGUCUUCACAAUCCAUAGGACACUGAGUCAGGGUGCAACCAAGCUUGUCAACAAGUGGGAGCACAUUGCAUAUGAACUUAAUGAGAGGUUGUUCAUCAGAGUACUCUUUCUAGUCAAAGAUAAUAUAGAAAAUAAAGGAAGGAACAACAAAACCAUUGAAGUUCUUUUCAACUCUCUGUUUCUUGGUAGCAGAGAAGAGCUUCUUCCUAUAAUGGAAGAUAGCUUCCCUGAACUUGGAUUGGAGGCUAAUGACUGUAAGGAGAUGAGAUGGAUUAAGUCAGUGCUUUACAUGGCAUGGUAUCCAAAAGGCACACCAGUUUCCACUUUACUGGAUAGAAAUCCACCACGGUUGAAGAAUUCCCUCAAAGGAAAGUCAGACUUUGUAACAGAGCAUCUCAAUGAGAAGGUGUGGGAGAGGAUAUGGAAAAAGGUUCUUGGAGGAGGUGAGAGUCUUAUAAUGAUUCUUGAUCCUUUUGGAGGGAGGAUGGAUGAUAUCUCUGAAACUGAGACUCCCUUUCCUCACAGGAAGGGGAACAUGUAUAGCAUUCAGUACUUGAUGAAAUGGAAAAGGAUUGGAGAUGAAGAUGAUAAGAAGCAUGUGGAUUGGCUUAGAAGGUUUUAUGAGUUCAUGGCUUCAUAUGUGUCUAAGAAUCCCAGGGCUGCGUAUUUGAAUUAUAGGGACCUGGAUUUGGGACAGAAUCAAGGUGGUGGAGUUAGCUAUUCAAAGAGUUUCGUUUGGGGUCACAAGUACUACAAGGGUAAUUUCAAGAGGCUGGCUUAUGUCAAGUCUCUGGUUGAUCCUGAUAACUUCUUUAAGCAUGAACAGAGUAUUCCACCUCUUUGAAUUCAUUGUCUCAUGUAUGCUAACUUUAAUGAUGAACAAUAAUAAGCAAUUUUAUAGAUGGACAAGUUACUAUAGAUAAAAAAUAAUGGUUGCAUUAGUUUAUGCAAUAAAAUGUUCCAAAUAGUUAGAAUA